CACUGUCGCACAUCAAGUAUGCCUGUGCUCAUGGAGUAGAGAUGAUGACUUUUGAUAGUGAGGAUGAACUCCUAAAAAUGUCUCUUUGUCAUGCCAAAGCCAAACUGGUACUCCGCAUCGCAGUGGAUGACUCCAAAUCGCUAAUAAGACUCAGUUCAAAGUUUGGAGCCAGACUGGUGUCAGUUGGUAAGCUGCUGGAACGUGCUGGAGAGCUGGGCUUAGAUGUCAUUGGGGUCAGCUUUCAUGUGGGCAGCAAGUGCACUGAAAGUUUGGCGUUCCAGCAGGCCAUAGCAGACGCCCGUCAUGUCUUUGACAUAGCGAAUUUGUUGGGCUUCCAGAUGAGUCUCUUGGAUAUCGGUGGAGGGUUCUCUGGGAGAGAGGACUUUCAAGUGAAAUUUGAAGAGCUAUCAGAAGUCAUUAAUGGUGCACUGGAUGAAUUCUUCCCGCCUGACAGUGGGGUGCAGAUUAUUGCAGAACCAGGCCGAUAUUUCGUUGAAUCAGCCUUCACACUGGCAGCGAACGUCAUUGCCAAAAGAGUCGUCAUAGAUGAUAUGGAUGAACAUUGCGACUGUGAGGACAGCCCUAAGAGAAUGAUGUACUACCUUAAUGAUGGAGUGUAUGGCUCCCUGAGUUGCCUUAUCAAUGAUCCUGCCCACAGCAAGGUUGAACCAUACCUUCACAGGGCUGUUGAGAGCAGCGAGCAGAGAUACCGGUCUGUUAUCUGGGGUCCAACCUGAGUCAGCUUUGACAAAGUAACUGACAACUACUGGAUUCCUGAGUUGCACGUGGGGGACUGGCUCCUCAUUGACAACAUGGGUGCUUACUCAGUUAGUUUAUCCACUGACUUCAAUGGCUUUGAAAGAGCACACAUUUACACUGUUGUGACAGCUGAGACGUGGCACGCCUUAAUUAAGGCCGAUGGACCACGGUCCACCCCGUGGUGUAGUUACAAAAAAAUCGUGAUGGAAGAUGUUCUAUUUACAAUAGAUAUGAAUGUUAUACUGUUUUGAAAAACAUGGGGUCUUCAGCUUUCAGAAUCCUUAAACCAAUUGUAUUUUGUCCAAACUAUGUCUUAUUACUACUUAGUAUUUUAACAAUAAGGUCGUACAAAUAUAAACUUCGUAAGUAUAAGAGCAAGUGGUGAGCAAAAGAUCUAGGAUCAUUUUCUUGUCAGUCUACAAUAACAUGCUUGGAAUCGCUGGAAAAUAGAACUUACAAGCUUUCCAAUGAGCCUAAACGCACCACAAUUGUAAAGACGUUUGCUAUUUCUGGGGAAACAUAGCAGUCGUACUUCACAUUUUAGAGUCACACUGAUGACACAUUUAUGUCACCAAGGCUUAUGUUAUUUUCGCCAAAACCAGCAGAGUUUAGUUUUAGUUACAAAGAUCGUCACGGGGGUUUCACCAGCCGUGUUAGUCCAGCCAGACUGAAUUUAUGUUAUUUAUAACAUGGCUAUAUUGAAAUAAAUAGUGUUUUGAAGUAAAACUCCCAGUAAACAGUCAACAAGUAAACAGUGAACAUGGCCAAAACAUGGAGACCGCCUGAGUAUGUCUUUAUAAUCAGUUGUAUCAUGAAUGUUGUAUUUUAGUGUAUUUUCAUCAAAUUUACAGUUACACUUGUAGUCAAAGAGUAGAAGACAUUCAUUUGCAUUAUUAUCCAUUUGAUCUUGGUUAUAAUGGCGAUAUUGCCGUUAAAAUUUAGAUAAUAUAUUAGGCGAGGAUGAAAAUCUUGUUUUUUCCUUUAUUGCAUCACCAUUUACUCUCGAAUGGUAAUACAAAUAGGUUUACUUACAAUGGAUUCAUCUUCCUUAGCUUCUUACCUAUCAAAGAAGACCAGAAAUAUGCAUAUAGGCCUUAUGGUUGAGAAGCUAUUCCUGAUGCAUUUUGGGUAUUUCUGCGUUUUUUCCUGGGGGAUAGGGCUAGGGCCUAACACCUUAGUCACACCUACGACAUUAUCCGUUAAUGAUCUGGUAACACUUCUGUAUGAGUUGGACAAUGGCACAAUACUGACAUGAAGAACAGACAUAGGCAUUUAACAUCUUUCAUUGGUUGGUCAGUUUCUAUUCUAUAUUCUCCCAAUUAAAAAUUACAUUUGUGUUAAGUCUGUUAUAGUCAUACAUUGGAUAGCAUAGGCGUAGAUUUUGGAAGUCAGGGACAGGGUGCUGCUGAAUUGUCGCUACAACUAUUUUAACGUUAGCCAACGAUCUAGUCAUUUUAACUCCUCAUAGGGUUACUGGUAAGCUCUAUGCAGAGUUAAAUGAAAGAGAAUAAAAGAGCGAAAUAUGGGGGAUGGAGGAUCUGGCAACUGGAUACAGCAUCAGAUGCAGGGCCCCCUUCAUUUCUGUGAAAGCUGCUCAGUGGCGCAUGAAGCCAAAAAAUUUUGGCUUUCCUGUACAAAAUUACCCGAAUCUUCUGCAUCGUGGGGCCCAUAGAGCAAGCGCACUAGAGACUCCGAGCCGAGCUGGCUAACUUCCGGUUUAGCCCUCCACUCUUCGAGACUUUCCUAAUGGAUCAAAUUCUGAUAGUGAAACAAGUCUUUUCGCGGGAGUUGUGACGCUCAAGAAAAUGGACCCACCGUUUUAUAGCCGUUUCUUUCACAGUGUAAGUCUAUGGAAAAAAGUAUUUUGGGGCCCCUGUGCAUCACAUGACAGACCCGGACGUUGUUAUUCCACGGUUUGGCCACUAUGUCAAAUUGGCUUCAUAGCCCGGCGGACUUCUUGGGGGCUUGAGGUAACUGUAGAGUUGACAGGAAAUAAACAGAUGUGAAGUUUGUAAAACGGAUCUAUGUCACUCUACAUUGUGCAAGUAGAGAAUAUUACCAUGAAAGGUAAUCCUUGUGCCUCUUUACCAUGAUAUAAAUAGAAACAUAGUUUAGCAUUUUGCAGCCCUGAAACAAACCAGAAACUAUCACAAGUGUUUCCAGGUAGUCACAGCAUUACACAGCAUAACAUAUCAUUUGUACAGUAAUGCCUCAUUUCUAUCUUUAAAUGUUUCCUCAUUAUCACCCUUUGUUUUUGGCCCCUUAUUACCCUGUUGCAUAAAUUUCAGUCUAAUAUUACCCAGAUAUGCCCAUUGUUAACACCAAACUAUUACCUAAUUAUUACUUUGGUAAUUACAUGGUAUUACUUAAUUAUUACCUCAUUAUUAUCAAACUAUUACCUCACUAUUACCAUAUUACCCAGCUGUAAUGUAUGUAAUUUAAUUCUGUUAACUUGUGACCAGCACCAGAGUAAACCUAAAAGUCAUCAGAAAUUAGCAUUUAGUAGCUUUUUUUUUUUUUAAAUCUCCGGAGAAGCAUAACCCCAGAACUCAGAGUGGCUCUGUUUUUCUCUGCUCACGCAUCCGUCUUUUUUACCCCUAACCAGUUUGCAUGCCUGAAUGUAUCAUAUGUUAAUUUUGAAUAAUAAAUGUAGUCUUAGAUGCAUACUUCUAAAAAUAAAAUGUAAAGAGAUGGACUGAAUUGGACUGAGUUGAAUUGUAAAAAAUCUGAUCUGUUUUUGUAAAAAUAAUAAAACGUACGUGUUCCUUCA
Molecule: messenger RNA, 3529 nt
Organism: Siniperca chuatsi (mandarin fish)
Lineage: Eukaryota; Metazoa; Chordata; Actinopteri; Centrarchiformes; Sinipercidae
Product: ornithine decarboxylase-like
Exons: 6
Coding region: 42-737 (231 amino acids)
Cellular component (GO): cytoplasm
Molecular function (GO): ornithine decarboxylase activity
Source: RefSeq, a predicted model, not a curated record